UCAUGUUUAGUCCUCGAUGUUAACAUAACAGUUCUAAGCCACCGACCGAACGGACGUGCUACAUUAUAUAUGUAGCUUAAUUCCAUGCAAGUGAAUCAGUGGUAACGCCAAAAUGGAAAAGCUCCUGCUUGGGUUGAUACUGUCGAGUAUCGUGGCAUCGAGUUUCGCUUACAUACAGAUUGCUAGUAAAAAGCCGCUAGGCACUCUGUAUAGAUGGAAACAAAUCGAUUAUGCAUACCCCACACCACAAGCUCGCCAGGCUGCUAUCAACAACGGACAAUUCAAUCAACUUAACGUAAUACCGCUUGGAGUAGAACGUUGGAAGGAUCGCGUGUUCAUCAGCACACCGCGUUGGAAGAAGGGCACUCCAGCCACGCUAUCAUCUGUGCCCAUUGGUGCUCAAACUGAAUCACCACCCCUAGAACCAUACCCUAACUGGAACUGGCACACUGCAGAUAACUGCACGGGCUUCACUUCGGUAUUCCGUAUGGCUAUAGACCACUGUGGCGUUAUGUGGGCCCUUGACUCUGGUCAGGUGGAAGCUUUUGAAUCACCACGUCAACUCUGUCCACCCACGUUAUAUGCCAUAAAUCUAGCCACUGAUACAGUCAUAGGACGUUACCCCAUACCAAGUGAAUUUGUUCUGCAAAACUCAUUAAUCACCAACAUCGUGGUAGACUCGAGAGACGUCCGCUGCAGGGACUUACACGUUUACAUAGCAGAUGCAUGGCGUUUCGGCUUGAUCGUAUUUAGAAAUGAAGACACAUCUUUUUGGCGAUUCAGUCACUACAGCUUUUACCCUGAGCCACUACUCUCGAACUAUACUUUACAUGGACUAAACUAUCAGUGGUCUGACGGUCUGUUUGGUAUGUCCCUCGGUAAGUACCACCAAGGCGACCGACCGCUGUACUAUCACUCUAUGUCCAGUUCUCUGGAAUUCGUGGUGAGUACGUCGGUAAUACGCGAUCCGACGCGCGUGAGCAACUCCGUGGGCGAGUUCAAGCUGCUCGGUGACAGUCGCGGUGCGAACGGACAGGUCUCAGCCGCAGCCGUCGACCGCAACGGUGUUAUGUUCUUUAACCUCAUUUCGCGAGACAGUAUCGGAUGUUGGGACACACGCAAACCUUAUACAAACCGGAAUCUAGUGGUAGUAGCCCAGAACAAUAACACAAUGAUCUUUCCAAACGAUUUACGAAUAGAUCACGAAGUACCACAAAUGGCGUGGAUUAUUACUAACAGACUCCCAAUGUAUCAGUUUAAUUUGAUUAAUCCUAAUGAUUACAAUUACCGUGUCAUGUAUUUAGAUCCAGUGGCAGCUGUUCAAAACAGCGUGUGUCAACCAGAAAUACGUUUAGGUGAUAAUCAAGAUAUUAUGUUGUAGUUGUUGUUAGUUUAGUUUAUUUUAUUUUGUAAAUACAUAAUUAAAUAAAGUCUACAUACAA
This is a messenger RNA of Spodoptera litura, 1442 nucleotides long. Its product is annotated as dopaminechrome tautomerase. Gene Ontology annotation, cellular component: extracellular region. NCBI's taxonomy places the organism in Eukaryota, Metazoa, Arthropoda, Insecta, Lepidoptera, Noctuidae. The record is from RefSeq and is a predicted model, not a curated record.